Macrosteles quadrilineatus (aster leafhopper) is the source of this 1137-nucleotide messenger RNA. RefSeq lists its product as uncharacterized. The record is from RefSeq and is a predicted model, not a curated record. The coding region runs from base 77 to 499 and encodes 140 amino acids. NCBI's taxonomy places the organism in Eukaryota, Metazoa, Arthropoda, Insecta, Hemiptera, Cicadellidae. The transcript has 3 exons.
UUCACUCUAUACUCCAGCUCAGCUCAGUUGUAAUGUUAUAAUCAGCUGUUUUCUCACAUGUUAACUGUGAUGUAACAUGAAGUUUCUACUGUUACUUUCGUUAAUCCCUCUUCUGGGGGUCCAGAGCAGAGUUUUGUUUCCUGAGGAAUUAGUUUCAUUCUUAUCCUUUGUAUAUUCUGUUAUUCCUCCAGUCAAAAUAGGUCAAGACAGCAGAGUCGGAGCUGGUUUCCGAGUGGGGCCAAACGCAGAUUUCCAGAUCUUGUUGGAGUUGGGGCCUCAAAGUGAGACUCAGUCAUUGGGGCCUGAUGGGGUUAACACUAGAGAUGCGAGGACUCCCAACCUACGUAAGAGCUUGAAAAGUAAAAAACACAACUUCCAGACAAAGAACAAAACCCUAACUGAAGCUAAAGAGAAACCCAACUCACACACUACUGAAGACAACUCAACUGUAACUAAAACAAUGGAGACUGCAACCCAUAACUUCACUGAAAGUUCCUAAAGUUUCAGAAAUUAAUGACAUUAAUUGUAUUAUGUUGAUAAGUAACUGACAAAAUACUCAAAAGUGUCUGUAUAUUGAAAUAAAAUAUUUUCAUCUUGUUAAAGUUAUAUUUAUGAUCUGAACACAAUAUUUUAUUAAUCAAAUAUCAAGUUGAGAGACAUUGAGAUUAUCUAGUGUUCCAUUUACUAAGUCAUGAACGAUACAUUUGUUGACAUCAGCCCUCACAGUAAAUACAUUAAUUUCAUUCCGGAUGUGAUUAAAAAUCUGUUAUUGAUGUCAAUUGUACAACAAAUUAUAAACACAUUUGUAGGCAUCUUGAAACUAACCAGAAACAAGUCUUUAUAAGUGAAAUAGUUUUAUUGUCAUGUUUCAUGUUUUAUUGAGGUAAAAAAGAGUCAAGUCCAAUUCAACUUUAAUUUUUUUAAUGGUUAUAAACAACAAUUAAUACAUCAAUAAUAUACAACACGUGAUUUUAAUAUGAACGUGGUGUUUUAUUUUGUAUCUCUUUACCCUGCAAGAUGAUUUAUUAUAUUUGUUUAAACAUUUUUUAAGUUGUAAUAAUUCAUGAAGGUGGUUUUAGAAUAAUGUUGCCAUAUGAACAAAAAAAGUAAUAAGGUUAACACACAUGAGAUUCUAUA